AGCCAGACCUGGGUCAGAGGGUACACGGGACGCUCGCAAGGUACCAAGCUGUCGUCCUGAAUCGAGUGUACGUAGCGAACAUCUCGUAACUGAACUGGGUGUGUAUGAGGAAGACGCCAAACUCGUUUCUCCAGUUUUCCUCGACUCUUCUAUGAACCGAACAUAGUUGGUUAAGUCGAAUCGUGUGAAUCGGGUCCAAUCAUAAUUCGAAAUUUUUGAACAUGACAACCCCUGGGAAAGUUGGUUUGGUCGGGUCGGGUCUGGUCGGCAAGAGCUGGGCCAUGAUUUUCGCUUCCGUGGGAUAUGAGGUUUGGAUGUACGAUAUCAAGCAAGAACAAUUGGAUAAAGCGGUUAGUGACAUCGGCUUGGAGGUCGAGAAAUUUGAGAAGGAGGGAACCCUUCGUGGAACCCUACCCGCCCAUCAGCAAAAGACCCUAAUCCACGUUACAACGGAUCUCAAAGAAUGCAUCACAGGUGCUGUGUACAUCCAAGAGUCCGUUCCCGAGGAUUUGGAAUUGAAGAAAAAAAUCUGGACCGAGAUUGACGGUCUUGUGGAUUCGGCCAAGAUGAUUCUGGCCUCCUCGACCUCGUGCAUCGUUCCUAGCUUGAUUUCAAAGGAUCUUCGCCAUCGAGAACAAUUUAUUGUCGCCCAUCCAGUAAACCCGCCCUAUCAUGCCCCCAUGACCGAAUUGGUCCCUGCCCCCUGGACCAAUGAAUUCACUCAAACUGAAGCCCGAACCCUAAUGACUCGGGUGGGUCAAGUACCUGUCUCUUUGUCUCGGGAGCUGCCCGGAUUUGUUCUUAAUCGGAUGCAAUAUGCUCUGUUGAACGAAUGCUGGAGACUUCUGGCCAAUAAGGUGGUCUCAGUGGACGACCUCGAUGUGGUCAUGCGAGAUGGCCUAGGCUUGAGAUACGCCUUCAUGGGUCCUAUGGAAACCAUCCAUUUGAACGCCCCCAACGGAGCCGCACAAUAUUGCCAAACCUAUGGAAACACCAUCUACAAGGUGAGCCAAGACCUGGGGCCGGUGCCUGAAGCUUGGAAGAUGGAAACGGAUGAACAUAAGAAAGAGGUGGAAGAGAUCACGAAGCAAUUGGAGACUUUGUAUCCCCCGAAGGACUUGGAUGAACGCAAGCUUCGUAGGGAUACUUGCCUUGCAGCCUUGGCCAAACUGAAGAGGGGUCUGCCAAAGUGAAUAUCAAUCUCUGUUCUUCACUGUAUGAUGGGUCCAUGCGAUAUUAUCACUUUCGAUGCAUGUAAAAUACACCAAAACACUCCUG
Molecule: messenger RNA, 1278 nt
Organism: Tigriopus californicus
Lineage: Eukaryota; Metazoa; Arthropoda; Copepoda; Harpacticoida; Harpacticidae
Product: lambda-crystallin homolog
Exons: 6
Coding region: 222-1193 (323 amino acids)
Biological process (GO): fatty acid metabolic process
Molecular function (GO): oxidoreductase activity, acting on the CH-OH group of donors, NAD or NADP as acceptor; NAD+ binding
Source: RefSeq, a predicted model, not a curated record